AUGGCAAUUUGGAAUCAAACAGGUGUGAAAGAAUUCAUCCUGGUAGGUUUAACUGAAAACCCUACCUUGCAGGUUCCUCUCUUCUUACUUUUCAGCCUUAUCUAUCUCAUAACACUUUUAGGGAAUUGGGGGAUGAUUGCCUUGAUCUGGUUGAAUUCUCAACUUCAUACACCAAUGUACUUCUUCCUUAGCAACCUCUCUUUCUGUGACAUCUGCUACUCUACUGUCUUUGCUCCUAAGAUGCUGGUUAAUUUUUUAUCAGAACAUAAGUCCAGUGUAUUCUUCGCUUGUGUUCUACAGAGUUUCUUUUUUGCUGUGUAUAUAACCACAGAAGGUAUCCUCCUGUCUAUGAUGGCUUAUGACCGCUAUGUGGCCAUUGCAAACCCCUUAUUGUACACAGUCACUAUGACCCAAAGACUUUGCAUGCAAAUGGUUCUUGCAUCUUACUUGGGAGGACUCAUUAAUUCAUUGACACACACAAUAGGCUUGGUCAGACUAGACUUCUGUGGUCCAAACGUUGUGAAUCACUACUUCUGUGACAUUCCUCCACUUUUGAAGCUCUCAUGCUCAGAUGCACGCACCAAUGAGAUGCUGCUUCUGAUCUUCUCUGGAGUGUUUGCGGUGUUCACUUUUAUCAUAAUCAUGAUCUCUUAUAUUCAAAUUUUCAUUGCAAUACAGAGAAUCCGGUCAGCCGAGGGGAGGCACAAAGCUUUCUCCACUUGUGCAUCCCAUCUGACAGCAGUAACUUUAUUCUAUGGGUCUGUGACUUUUAGCUAUAUCCAGCCAAGUUCUCAGUAUUCCUUGGAACAGGAGAAGGUGUCUGCUGUGUUUUACACAUUGAUCAUCCCUAUGUUAAACCCACUGAUUUAUAGCCUGAGGAAUAAAGAUGUACAAGAAGCAGUAAAAAGAUCAAUUUGUCAGAAAAGGGGCACUUCUUGA
Nannospalax galili (Upper Galilee mountains blind mole rat) is the source of this 939-nucleotide messenger RNA. RefSeq names its product olfactory receptor 1052-like. The coding region runs from base 1 to 939 and encodes 312 amino acids. Gene Ontology annotation, cellular component: membrane. Gene Ontology annotation, molecular function: odorant binding; G protein-coupled receptor activity; olfactory receptor activity. The transcript has a single exon. The record is from RefSeq and is a predicted model, not a curated record. NCBI's taxonomy places the organism in Eukaryota, Metazoa, Chordata, Mammalia, Rodentia, Spalacidae. Gene Ontology annotation, biological process: sensory perception of smell; G protein-coupled receptor signaling pathway.